AUGGGUAUGACACUGGUCGAACCAUAUAAGGCAGAGUACAAUGACAGCAACUCGCCAGAAUUCCAAAACUUCCAAAAUGAUUUCUGUGAACAGGUACGGCAGACAUACACGGCAGCUGACAGCGUUUUCAAGGAGCAGUAUUCAGGCUGUAUAAUCACCGGACUGACCGAGGGAAGUGUGAUAGUCCGGUUUAGACUUCUGUUUGCUGUUGUGGCCAUAACGGAUGGACAGACAUACCUGUUCAACCUCAGAUCUGUUAUAACUGUGACCACAACACAUCCAGACCGAGGCAGAUUUGGAACAUAUACCGUAGUGAUCUCUUCCCUGAUUGUAAUAAGCGUUGAUGGAAUCACAACUACUACUCCAACAACUACAACUCCUACGACUACAACCAGCAUUCCCACGACCACAACCACAACUCCAACAACUACAACCACCACUGCUUCAACUAUAACUCCUACGACUACAACCAGCAUUCCUACAACCACCACUCCAACAACUACAACCACUACUGCUACAUCUACAACCACUCCUACAACAACCACAUUUCCUAUAACUUCAACCACCACUCCAACAAUUACAACAACCACUCCUACAACUACAGCCACCACUCCUAUAACUACAAUAACAACUUCUACAACUACAACCUCCAUUCCUACUACAACAACCACCAUUCCUACAAAUACAACCACCAUUCCUACAAAUACAAGAACCACUCCUACAACUACAACCACCAUUCCUACAAAUACAACAACCACUCCUACAAAUACAAGAACCACUCCUACAACUACAACCACCAUUCCUACAAAUACAACAACCACUCCUACAAAUACAAGAACCACUCCUAAAACCACAACAACUACUCCUACAACUACAACAACCACUCCU
Molecule: messenger RNA, 888 nt
Organism: Pecten maximus
Lineage: Eukaryota; Metazoa; Mollusca; Bivalvia; Pectinida; Pectinidae
Product: cell wall protein DAN4-like
Exons: 3
Source: RefSeq, a predicted model, not a curated record